Messenger RNA from Vitis vinifera (wine grape), 4396 nucleotides. Its product is annotated as LEAF RUST 10 DISEASE-RESISTANCE LOCUS RECEPTOR-LIKE PROTEIN KINASE-like 1.2. Gene Ontology annotation, biological process: protein phosphorylation. NCBI's taxonomy places the organism in Eukaryota, Viridiplantae, Streptophyta, Magnoliopsida, Vitales, Vitaceae. Gene Ontology annotation, molecular function: protein kinase activity; polysaccharide binding; ATP binding. The record is from RefSeq and is a predicted model, not a curated record. The coding region runs from base 2108 to 4102 and encodes 664 amino acids. The transcript is spliced from 4 exons.
AUGCCUUCCUUUCAAACCAAUUCCACUCUCACAAAUCACUCAGCCAAUGAGUUGAUUGUCUAAUUGUUAGUAAUAAUCAUAUAGAAUUAAUUAUGGUUGUGGUGUCUCUAAGUUUGGCCCUUCGGGAUUUUACCAUACACUCUUAGCAAAGCGUCAUCACUCGUUAAACUUGAGUAGACUUAUGGGUUUAUACAUUUACAAAGUCAAUUGAAUCAAUCAAUGAAUUUUCUGAUAUAUCCUCAUCUGUAUCAUCAUAUUUCUCACUCCUCCACCAAUCCAUUCCCGUUAUCUUCUCAAAAUGCAUCCCAAUUUGUCCCCUUCUUCCUUGGUCAUCCCUGCCAUCAUCUUUCUCCUCUCCCACCAAUUCUCAAACUUUGUAUGCAGUGACGAAUUUCACUAUUCAAACUGCAAUUCUCCGGUGGAAUGCGGUGGAUUGGGCAAAAUCGAGUACCCUUUCUGGGUAAACGGCGCCCAGCCUGAUUACUGUGGCCAUCCCAGGUUCAAGCUGGAUUGCCUGCGUGGUGAUUUUCCCACCAUACAGAUCAUGCACCGGGACUAUCUUGUCAUGGACAUCGAUUAUGACACCCAAAUCCUAAAGAUGGCGACCUUCUAUGAAUUCUUUUGUCCUGAAUUCGACAUAACCAUGGAUUCAACUCUCUUCAGCUAUACUUCCGACGUUGAAAUCGCCACCGUAUUUUACGAUUGUUCCUCCACUGAUCCACACCCAGGAUCUUACAACUUUUCCUGCGUGAUCGAUAGCUUUCCAAGCCACGCUUAUUUGGUUACGAAUACGUCAGCGGCAAGUGAGUUCGCAUCGGAAUGCAAGUUCAGUGCUUCAGUUCCAGUGGUCGUGCCAAAGUCAGCAGACGGUGUGAAAGAGAUAUUGAGUUCCGUGUUUAAGGUGAACUGGACGGUAAACAAGACAGAAUGCGAUGAAUGCGUUGGGUCUGGGGGUAGGUGUGGAUAUAACAGCACCUUGGACCAACCUUGCUGUUUUUGUCCUGAUAACCCUUACCGAAACAAAUGUCCAAAUCUACGUUCAAGUAUGUACCCCUCUUCUCUUUCCAUGCUUUUCAGUCUUUGAUCAACAUAUCUACGGCAAUCGAUGUUGUUUCAUUUUCUCUUCUUGGUUCCUUCUCUUUUUCUUCCCCCUUUUACUUUUUGCUCUAGGAAAGUUUGGAAUCCCCGUCACAUUCAACAGCCCUUGUCCCAGCUACUCUAAUUAGGAUUAGAAAGUUGUUUAUUUUAUUUCAUUUCAUUUCUUUAGGUAACAAAGUAUGACUAGUGUUUUGAUUUGUCUUUCAUGAAACGUGUAGUGUGGGUUAUUUGCCUAGUCAAGGAAUAAGUUCCGGAGGGUAUUGAGCUGAAUAAAGUCUUUGUGUUGAUUUUUUUUUACCAUUUCAGUCACCAGUCUUCUCGUAAAUCUCAUGAUUUCCCCUCUAAUAAAAAUUUAUAAUGCCUUACUAUUGGGUAGAAAACUAACCUAGAGUAUUAGAGUGACUUUUUAGGAAAUUAAAUGACAAAAUUUCUACACAAAUAAAUGCACUAGAUUUUAAUAAAUGUACGAGAUUUUAAUAUACACGUACAACUUCUUUUCAAGAGAAGUUGUUUCACUGUCAAUUGGUCCAUAGGAGUGAAAAGCAGCCAAUCGAAAUCGAAAUCUCAUCUGACACCUGUUUUUCCUCCAUGACGUGAUAAAAUGACAGAUCCUGCAUAGCAGUCCCUUUCUUAGAGGCUCUGCGAGUAUGAUAACGCCCCAAAUUUCUUCAAUUAAUUAAAGGAUUUUUAAGAAUUAAAAAUGUAUGAAAUAAUAAUCUUCUUCCACAUGUAAAAGUAUUUUAACAAAAGUUGUAGUGUUGAAUAUGAUUGAUGAUUUUUUGAGAGAGUACUCUCCACGAGUCUUCUAAGUCAAUACACACAUAUUAUGUGUCUAGUGUUGUCAUUUAUUUUUCCUGAAACGUGUAGUAUGGGCCAUUUACCAAGUCAAUGAUGAAUGGAUGGUUGGGGGCAUUGAGUGAAGGGAGUUUUUAUUUAGUUUUAUCCUUCCAUGGCCUAAUAUAUCCAUCCACUCAUCACUCUUUAUCAUUUUUUCCUCCUCUUCACUUCCAUGCAUCUCAAAGAUUUCUUCCCUUCUUCCCUUGUCAUCUCCCUCUUCAUCUCCAUCCUCUCCCAUGGCUUCCCGAAAUAUGUCUGCGGAAUCGAUUUUCGCUAUGCAACCUGCAAUUCUUCAGCAGAAUGUGGUAGACUGGGAAAAAUUCACUACCCUUUCUGGGUAAACGGCUCCCAACCUUGGUAUUGUGGUUAUCCCUGGUUCGGUCUGUACUGUCACAAAGACGAGGCCACCAUGUGGAUCUUGUCUGAAUUAUUUCAUGUCAUCGACAUGGAUAAUAGGACUCAGACCCUGAAGAUUGCCAGAAUCUAUGAGCCCUCAACGGGUAAUUUUUUUUGUCCGGUCUUCAACGCAAGCAUAAAGUCAACUUCCUUCAGCUAUUCUUCCGAUGUUGAAUUUAUCACUUUCUUGUACAAUUGUCCUCCGAUCGAAGGUUUAUCAUCUUAUGAGUAUCAUUGUGUGGUAGUAAACAAGAAGCAAAUCCACAGUUACUUUGUGGCAAAUACAUCUUUGGCAAAUAGAUUCAGAAGCAGAUGUGGGUAUAGUGCUCUUCUUCCUGUUCUCGGAAGUGCUGUAGAAGGCCUUAUGAAUGGUUCAUUAGAUGUGGAAAAGGCUUUGAGCAAAGGGUUUGAGGUCAAAUGGACAGCAAACGAGUCACAGUGCGAAGGGUGCAUGGAGUCUGGCGGUAGGUGUGGGUAUGACAGGAAUUUGAACACGCCUUCUUGUUUUUGUCGUGACCGGCCUUAUCCAGAAAGCUGUUCACGUUCAUCAAAGGGACUAAACUAUCACAGGAAGGUUAUUAUAGGUGUUUGUGCUGGAUUAGGUACUCUCCUUAUUUCAAGCAUUUUUUUCCUCAUGUAUCUACGCCGCUACAAGAAGCGCUAUCCUCCACCUUUGUUCUCUCGAAAUAUCUCUUCUGAUCCCUCUUCGAAGACAAUUUUUGAGAGCCAGGGCAGCUUACACGGAGUCCAUAUAUUCACUUACGAAGAACUUGAAGAAGCCACUAACAAUUUUGAUUCCAGCAAAGAACUAGGAGAUGGAGGCUUUGGCACCGUAUAUCAUGGCAAACUCCGUGAUGGUCGUGUUGUUGCUGUGAAGCGCUUAUAUGAAAACAAUUACAAGAGGGUUGAGCAGUUCAUGAAUGAAGUUGAGAUCCUCCAACUUUUGCGCCACCGAAACCUAGUCUCCCUAUAUGGGUGCACCUCUCGCCACAGCAGAGAGCUCCUCCUUGUAUAUGAAUACGUUCCUAACGGUACUGUUGCUGAUCAUCUUCACGGUGAACAAGCUAAACCUGGAUCACUCACAUGGCCAACUCGAAUGAAAAUUGCCAUAGAGACUGCAAGUGCAUUGAAAUAUCUCCAUGCUUCUGAUAUCAUCCACCGUGAUGUCAAAACCAACAAUAUUCUCCUUGACAGCAACUUCUCUGUGAAAGUUGCAGAUUUUGGGCUGUCCCGUCUCUUCCCGACAGAUGUUACCCAUGUUUCAACUGCUCCACAAGGAACUCCUGGAUAUGUUGAUCCCGAUUAUCACCAAUGCUACCAGCUUACAAGCAAGAGUGACGUCUAUAGCUUUGGGGUGGUCCUGAUUGAGCUUAUAUCAUCCAUGCCUGCUGUUGAUAUCACUAGGCACCGGCAUGAGAUUAACUUGUCUAACAUGGCUAUCAACAAGAUCCAAAACCAUGCAUUGCAUGAACUUGUUGACCGUUCCCUUGGGUUUGAUUCAGACCAGAACAUAAGGAGGAUGAUAAUGGCAGUGGCAGAGUUGGCAUUUCAGUGUUUGCAAAAUGAGAAGGAAAUGAGACCUGCUAUGGAUGAAGUGCUUGAGGUUCUAAUGGGCAUUGAGAGUGAGGGUUGCAAUAUAGUAAAGACAGAGGAGGUGGAGAUUCCAGCAGACAGUGUUGGGUUGUUGAAGAGUAAGCAACCACCAGCUUCACCGGAUUCUGUGACUACAAAUUGGACUAGUUGGCCCUCAACUACUAAUGGCAGCAGCUGACUUUUCCUUCUGGGCUCACUGAAUUCUCAAAGCACAUGGCAAUAAGAAUGAUGAUCAUAUACUAGAAAAAAGAGAAAAAAAAGGGUGGUAAUGCCAUUUUCUUCUCAUCUACUCAAUUUUGAUGUCUUGAAUGAGAUGUAAAUGUUAAGUAGGAGUCAUCAUUGGUAAACCAAAGUUCUUCGUUAGGGUAGUGAAAUUUUUUUAUUGGUAUUUGCCUUCUACUAAUUAAGAAUGAUGUUCAAUAUUUGUUUUGCAUUACUAUUUUGAUUCUACAUUGGCAAUGUGUUCCGCUAA